UCUUACUGAGGUAUAUAUUGCAGCAUUAUUUCCCGUAAAGUUUAAAACGCAUUUAGAAAAAUGUCAUAUUUUUCUUGGUAUUCUAAGGUGUUUGUAUUUAUUUAUUUAUUGGACACAUUGUCUCAAAAUUCUCUCACAGCAGACUGCAUUCCUCUAAAGUUUGCACAGAUUUCCAGCAAUGAGGAAUCCACAACAGUACACCUCAGUAAUGAAUUUCUGAAAGGUACCAGAAGGGAUGACAAAACUUCAAUGGAAGCAUUACUAUUUAACGUACAUUCUGGAGAAGGUGUGUUACAAGACAACGGUUACAUAUCUAUUGAAGAUGAUGUUGUCAAAUCUCUUGUUAAAAGAGAAUCCCCUGAUGAUAUAAACACAAAACUCAACCAAAAAAGUCCAAAAAAUGACAGUGAGGCCAGAGCAUCUUCCAUUCCUUUCUUACCCAAAGGAGAAUCUGAAGGGCAGAGUUCUGGCAAUGGACUGCCCUCAUUGCCAGGGUUAUCUGGACUAGCUGAGGGCUCAAAUCCAACUGCUGUCAUUGGAGGAUUCUCUCUCCUCAUUAUGCCGAUGUCUGCAUCCAACAUUGGCAAUGCUCUACAGGCUGGACAACAGCUAUCUCAGUUCAUACCUUCUUUACCUGGAUGAUGUGGUCUGUUAAACUCCAUUCAAAUAAUAAACAAUAUAAGAAUUGAA
Molecule: messenger RNA, 690 nt
Organism: Homalodisca vitripennis (glassy-winged sharpshooter)
Lineage: Eukaryota; Metazoa; Arthropoda; Insecta; Hemiptera; Cicadellidae
Exons: 3
Coding region: 61-642 (193 amino acids)
Source: RefSeq, a predicted model, not a curated record